Messenger RNA from Cladocopium goreaui, 2624 nucleotides. Lineage: Eukaryota; Dinophyceae; Suessiales; Symbiodiniaceae. The record is from the annotation of a GenBank genome assembly.
AUGUUGUGCACUCGCUUGCUGUCUCCUAUAGUCCUUUCAGUCAUAUCCGAGGGGUUGCCCAUCAGCACCUCCUUACUGGAAGCCAUCUCCCAAGACCGUCCCAAUAGUGCCGUGUUUCCAUCGCCACCAGAGCCGCAUCACGUUCCACCCUUUCGUACGGAAAUUGCUGGCGCGAAGCAGACGAACAAAUUCUGGUCCAACUGGGCGGUGGAGGAAGGCCGGUGGAUGCCGAUAUAUCCCAUGCCCUACGUCUUGCAGAUGGCUUCUCCGGCGAAUUUGAUGAUCUCUCGAUGCCAUGAUCCCAUGGUGGUCUAUGGAGAUAACUUCACCAAUGGGGCUGAGAAGAUCCGAUAUUAUUUCUCCCCCACAAUCAACGAGUUCGGCAUGGGAACUGCGGAAGAGACGAAUCUGACCAACCUGGACCUCAUCAUUGUGAAGGAAGGCUUGUUCGGGAUCCAUGCGCAACUUCGUGGGCAGGGCAGAAACAUCACCUUUCCCAUCUACAGCGGCAUGACGUACGUGUCGGGUCUCUACCAAGGCUACACCCCUCAGAUCACCUCCACCCGGGCCAUUGUGGCAGUGGACUGGGUAAGGAAUGGCACGUGGAGCCUCCGGAACAACGGGGGGAAGGAAUUUCGGCUCUAUGCCCUGCAGUUGGAUGGACACUUUGUAGACGCCAGCAUCCAAUUUGGUGUGGAUGGACGCAUGAAUCAAGUCUUUACAGGUUGGCUUCGCCUGGCAGAGGUACAAGCAGAGAGCGACAGAGAAGUAUUGGAUGCCCAUGCAACUGCAGUGCUGGUAGAUUGGGACUUGGACGUGGAAACUGGGCUUGUGAAGUACUCCUUCAGGAAGAAUGGCGAUGUGGACACACCACUGCUUCACUUUGCCUAUGCACAUCAUCAGAAACUCCUGGUACAGCAGGAAAUGUCGACUCUGCAGCCCAUGCUGGCUCCCACCAAGGGACAGAUGGCCGGGGUCAUCGGGGAUACCUGGCUGAUGCAGAUCGAUAUGUCGAAGGUGAACCAGUUGGGCUUCCUCCUCCCCGGGCGGGCGGAUGACUUGGCACCACUAGCGCUGGAGCAGCUGGCUGAAUUCGAGGAUGGAUGGCGCCAGACCAUUUUGAGGGGGAGCUACUAUUUCAGUGGCAAAGGCUUUCAGAAGAUCGGCUCGCUUUGCCUGUUGCUGGAGGACUUCUAUGGCACUAACCACCGCUACACACAGUUGUGCUCCGAUAUUUUGGUGAAAGGCUUCAGAUGUUUCUACAUCCCUGGCGAACCAGACUGUUCUGGUGCUCCGAUCGGUUCGUACUAUGAAAGUGAGUGGGGUGGCAUUGCCAGCAAGGAGGGCUUCGGGGACAGCGGUUGCCGCACCGCGGAUUUCGGCAACGCCUGCUACAACGACCAUCACUUCCAUUUUGGUUACUUCGUUGUGGCUGCUGCCAUGCUGGUGAAAUUGAGACCCGAAUAUGCUUCGGAUGUAGCCUUCACGUCUUAUGUGGAGACCUUGAUCCGGGAUACCACCAAUCCCAGUAUCGAGGACUCGUUCUUCCCUGCCUUUCGCUCCUUCGAUUGGUUUGAUCUACACUCCUGGAGUCGAGGAGUUGUGCCCAGCCCCGAUGGCAAGGAUCAAGAAUCCACCUCAGAGGAGCUGAAUUUACUCUACGGAAUCCAGUUGUGGGGCAGGGUGACUCGGGUGGGCGGUAAGUUGGAGCAGCUGGGUGCCACGAUGCUAGCGCUCUGCAUCAUGACGGUGCAGGAAUUCUUUUUGAUGAAGGUUGACAACUUGCAUCACCCCAAAGACUUUGCUCAGAAUCACGUGACUGGAAUCUUCUUCCAAAACAAGGUGGACUAUGCCACAUGGUUUGGCUGGAAGAUCGAAUACAUCCAUGGAAUCCAGAUGCUUCCCUUAACUCCAGCCUUAGUCUUGGCCAGAAGUCCCGAGUUCUGCCAAGAGGAGUGGGAUCAUAUCCUCUCGAAACUUCCACUUCCUGCAACUGAUCCAUGGACUUCGAUCAUCAUCACAGGUACUUUGGCCAUCAUCAAUUCCACCUUAGCCUCCGAUUACAUGGUGACUGCUGCCGUAGACGAUGGUCUGACCCGUGUUUGGGCGCAGUACUGGAUUCGCACUGCGCAGGAAAGCCAUCGGUUAUUCUUUUCAACAACUACUUCUACAACCAGGACAUCCCUGUCAACAUCGACUUUCACACAGCUUUCGACAUCUUUCCGGUCCAGUGCAGAUGGGACAACAGAGAAAUGGGGCCAGGAAAGCUCUGGUACAGACCACCUGGCGCAGAGUGUCUUUCUUCUCCUUGCUUUUCUGUGCAAAGAGCUUUUAGAUUUCAGAUAAUGUCAGCAGUGGCGCGUGUCUUACAACUAGGUGACCUUUCAGACACAAGGCCAGUCCUUAUUUUCAUGAAACUUCUUUUGGAGGCUGAUUUGAGAUGCGCCGGUGUGGGCCAGCGCAGCUGUGCCAAUAGGCUAAUACCACGAAUUGAAGCUCCAACUGUGUAGCGACCAACUGCGCAAAGUGCAGCGGUUGUGAAGCACAGUGGAGGCAGUGAAAGUCUGCCGGCUCCCCACUUUUGGAAACUGAUCCCAUCUCCCUUAUUAUUGCCUCGAAAGAGG